AUGGACCCCUCCAAAGUAGAGGCAAUACUGAAAUGGGAGCAUCCUAAAAACGUGACAGAGGUUAGGAGUUUCUUAGGGCUGAGUUUUUGGACUCUUAAGACCAAGUUAACCACUACCCCUGUGUUGGCGAUACCAGAUCCACCCUUAAGUUUUGAAGUGUAUUGUGAUGCAUCCCUGAAAGGCUUAGGUUUUGUAUUGAUGCAAAACAACCAAGUAGUGGCUUAUGCUUCAAGGAAACUGAAGUCUCAUGAUGGGAACUAUCCUACUCAUGACCUAGAAUUGGCUGCCAUAGUGUUUGCCUUGAAGAUCUAG
This is a messenger RNA of Cicer arietinum (chickpea), 312 nucleotides long. Lineage: Eukaryota; Viridiplantae; Streptophyta; Magnoliopsida; Fabales; Fabaceae. The record is from RefSeq and is a predicted model, not a curated record.